This is a messenger RNA of Caenorhabditis briggsae, 2253 nucleotides long. RefSeq names its product Protein CBR-IPLA-1 (gene Cbr-ipla-1). NCBI's taxonomy places the organism in Eukaryota, Metazoa, Nematoda, Chromadorea, Rhabditida, Rhabditidae. The record is from RefSeq and is a predicted model, not a curated record. Gene Ontology annotation, cellular component: cytoplasm. The transcript is spliced from 10 exons. Gene Ontology annotation, molecular function: glycerophospholipase activity; metal ion binding. Bases 1 to 2253 code for a protein of 750 amino acids.
AUGGCACAGACGAAGGACGGCGGCGAUUUGUCGCGUCCCGCCGGACUACCGAACAAUGGGAAUCCUUCUUCCUCGUCGUCUACAGUAAUCCCACCGCCAGCUGCGAAGUCCGGACCAGCCGCCGCCUCGUCAAAAGGAACACCAGUGGCACCGUUGAGGAAUCGUAGAAGAAAGGUCACCGAGCUCAAGUGCUCCGAGGUUCGAUGGUUCUUCCAGGAACCCAAGCAGACGGUAUGGACUCCAUUCAAUGGGAGGGACUCGAUCAUGCUGGAAAUCAAGUAUCGCAAGGAGAAGAGAAUCGAUCUAGACGAAGCGAUUCAGACGAUUUAUGACGAGACGCUGGGACACUACAAAAUGGAUCAUCCCGAAGGUUCUGAAGACAAUUCCGAAGAGAAGCCGAUGGUCGUUGUGCUCAAUGGACAGUACAAAGUGAAUAAGGAGAACUCCAGAAUCGAUCCGAUCUACUGGAAGGAGGACUCGAAGGAGAUCAGACGAGGCACGUGGUUCUCGAUGGAUUAUCAGCCACUGGAGAUGCCGCUGUCGGAUUCGAUAGAGAAGAAUCAUUUGCAAUGCUUCAGAAAUCAAAUGAUUCCCGAGGGAACGACUGUCUUCUCGAAGUCCGAAACCAGCAAUAAGCCGAUUCUCGCCGAGCUCCACGUUGACGGCUACGAUGUUCGAUGGAAUUCGGUCAUCGACAUCUCACUCCAUCAGAAGGGAAACGCCAUCCUCCGCUACCUUUGGGCCAAAACGACACCACUCCGCCGAGGAUAUGAGAGAGAAGCCGACUGGAACGAUGCGUCGGCUGAGAUUUCACACUUGAUUCUCGUAGUCCACGGCAUUGGACAGAAAGGCUACGAGAAUCUGAUUGCUACGAACGCGAAUCAAGUCCGUGACGGCGUCGUCAACGCCAUGGAGAAGUGCUAUCCAGACGAGAAGUCGCGGCCGAUGUUCCUGCCGGUCGAGUGGCGAUCCUCGUUGGUGCUUGAUGGAGGACUCACCGACAACAUCACGAUUCCGAAGAUGAGCAGUAUGAGAGCGUCGUUGAAUUCGACAGCAAUGGACGUGAUGUACUAUCAAAGUCCACUUUUCAGAACUGAGAUAGUCCGUGGUGUUGUCGCUCAGCUCAACCGCACCUACAAGCUCUUCAAGGCCAACAACCCUCAAUUCAACGGCCACGUCCACAUCUUUGGGCACUCUCUCGGGUCGGUGAUCUGCUACGACGUGCUCACCCAAUACUCUCCGCUCAUGCUUUAUGAUAAGUAUGUGACAAAGUCGAUCGACGAAUAUUUAGAGAAGAAUGAUUCGGAGAACACGAAGGAAGCGAGAAAGGCGAUGGAGGCGAUGAAAUUGGCCAGGGAGCAGUUGAGGGAGCACAUGGACGGAGGCAUUCACAGGCUGUUGGUGACGAACGACGAGCAAUUGAACUUCAAGGUGAAGUAUCUGUUCGCCGUCGGCAGUCCUCUCGGUGUGUUCCUGACGAUGCGAGGAGGAGAGUCGGCUGAUUUGCUCUCAAAAGCAACGAAUGUCGAGAGGAUAUUCAAUAUUUUCCACCCUUACGAUCCGGUCGCCUAUCGCUUGGAACCAUUCUUCACGGCCGAGUAUAAGCAUAUUCGUCCGAUAAAGCUCUUCUCCCAAGCCGACCUUCGUGCUCGUGCUUCGUACGCCGAUCUCCCACUGGACGUGUACAAGCACUAUUUGAAGAAGCUGAAAAAUCAGAAGAAGGCAAAAAAUGGGAAAGACGACAAAGCGGCUGACGCGAAGUCCGGCGGCGACGAUGAAAUCGACGAGGAAGACGAGUGUGAUUCCGAUGAGGACGCUCGUUCCGGAUGCUCAUCGCCUCGAUCCAUGACUCCCCCCCCUCCACCGUGUGAUGUGGCCGCAGCGAACAAGGAGCCGAAGGCGGUCGUCAAGAAGGGAUGGUUCUCGUUUGGGUCGUCGAACAACAAUCCGAAGAAGACGCAGAGUUCGGCCAGCUUGCAAUCUCAGGUGCAAGCCACGUCAACCGAACACAUUGAAGUUGGAAAGGAGGCAGAGGCCGAGCUACCACUCGCGGAGAGGAUCCUUGGAAGUGGCGUCCGUGUUCCCCACAGAAUUGAUUUUCAGUUGCAGCCCGCCCUCACCGAGAAGUCGUACUGGUCCGUGCUCAAAUCCCAUUUCGCCUACUGGACAAACGCCGACAUGGCUCUGUUCCUUGCAAACGUGCUCUAUUGCAAACCCGCCAAACCCGAAGAAGCCAAACCGACAUGGGCCUAA